This is a messenger RNA of Dama dama (fallow deer), 1406 nucleotides long. RefSeq names its product olfactory receptor 52I2-like. Gene Ontology annotation, biological process: G protein-coupled receptor signaling pathway. Bases 438 to 1406 code for a protein of 322 amino acids. Gene Ontology annotation, cellular component: membrane. The record is from RefSeq and is a predicted model, not a curated record. Lineage: Eukaryota; Metazoa; Chordata; Mammalia; Artiodactyla; Cervidae. The transcript has a single exon. Gene Ontology annotation, molecular function: olfactory receptor activity; G protein-coupled receptor activity.
AACUCUGGGUCACACACUUGGUACAAGUUAUAAGGCCAUGGGCAAGACACACAUAAUUGAACGAAGUCCCAGGCAGAGUACUGGAAUGGUCAAUUUAGAUCCCUCAGAGGUCGGCAUAGGAGAUUCCAUAAGUUCCUAAGUUACCUAAUUUAGUUCUGGCAGGGGCUGGGGGAGGUGGUAGAGAAGAAAAGACUUUCCAAAGGAGGUAGUUCAUGAGCAGACUUUUGAAGAAUGAAUAGAAAUUAGUAAGGCAAAGAAUACUGAGGAGGAUGUAAGGGGGAAUAGGAUAACUUUGUCACAUGUGGAUUCCUUCAUCCUGUGGUGCGCUGAAUUGAGAAUAUAAUCAGGCUUUCCUAACAUCAGAGCUGGGAACAAGUCUUCUGGGAUUGCAUUCUUACCUAAUUUUAUACAUUAACAGGAAAGCAGUCUCAUCUGUGAUGCUGGGGUCACCCUACAACCAUACAACAGAAGCCCCUGUCACCUUCAUUCUGGUGGGUAUCCCAGGUCUGCAGUCUUCACAUAUCUGGCUGGCUAUCUCACUGAGCAUCAUGUAUACCACAGCCCUGUUAGCAAACACCCUCAUAGUGACUGUCAUCUGGAUGGAUUCCAUGCUACAGGAGCCCAUGUACUGCUUCCUGUGUGUUCUGGCUGCCGUGGACAUGGUUAUGGCCUCCUCGGUGGUGCCUAAGAUGGUGAGCAUCUUCUCCUCAGGAGACAACUCCAUCAGCUUUAAUGCUUGUUUCACUCAGAUGUAUUUUGUCCAUGCGGCAACAGCUGUGGAGACGCUGCUGCUGGCCAUGGCUUUUGACCGCUAUGUGGCCAUCUGUAAGCCCCUACACUAUAAGAGAAUUCUCACACCUCGAGUGAUGCUGGGAAUGAGUGUGACCAUCACCAUCAGAGCUAUUAUAUCAAUGACUCCACUGAGCUGGAUGGUGAGUCAUCUGCCUUUCUGUGGCUCCAACAUGGUUCUCCAUUCCUACUGUGAGCACAUCGCUGUGGCCAAGUUGGCUUGUGCUGACCCCAGGCCCAGUAGUCUCUACAGUCUGAUUGUUUCCUCCAUUAUUGUGGGUUCUGAUGUGGUGUUUAUUGCUGCCUCCUAUAUCCUGAUUCUCCAGGCAGUUUUUGAUCUCUCAAAGAAUGCUCAGUUGAAAGCAUUAAGCACAUGUGGCUCCCAUGUGGGGGUUAUGGCUCUGUACUACCUACCUGGGAUGGCAUCCAUCUAUGUGGCCUGGCUGGGGGAGGACAUAGUGCCUUUGAGCACCCAAGUGCUGUUAGCUGACUUGUAUCUGAUUAUUCCUUCAACCCUGAAUCCCAUCAUCUAUGGCCUGAAGACCAAGCAAAUACAGAAUCGAACAUGGAGCUUGCUGACGCACUGCCUCUUUAACCACUCCAACUUGGGUUCAUGA